AUUUCAUUCGCGGCACCAGAUGCUGCGCAUGUCAACUUAUACUGGAGCGGAAAUCAAACUAUUCUCAGGGGCUGGGGUCGUCCGGAAGGGGUUUCGCGACACGCAAGGCCCGAGGGCAAAUUACGGAAGGUGACGCUUCAUGCAUUUCCAGUACGUUUCUUACAUUCAAAUGCCUACCAUCAGUUUUAUCAGCGAACCCCUCCGCAGCAGGUCUGGAUUGAAAACAUGGAGAAUUUUAGGAGCGCUCUGUUCCCCAUUCACCGCCUUAUAGGCAGAGAUACUACGAUUCCACGCGUUAGGGUUGCAUUGAUAGAUGAUGGUGUAGAUCUUUUGAACUUGGACAUGUACAACAACACUGUUCAAGUUACUGGUAUAAGCUAUUAUCCUCCAAAUGGAUUGAUCGAGCAGCCAUGGCACCAAUCAACCAAUGGUCACGGUACAGUCAUGGCCAACAUGAUUGUUCGCCUUAACCCCUGGGUCUCUCUCGACGUUAUGAAGAUACAUGACAGCAUUGAUUAUAGUUCUAGGAGCAAAACUCGAACGAUAUACGCCGACAGCGCUGCCAAGGCGAUUGAAGACGCUAUAAUCCGCAAGGCUGACAUCAUCUCUAUGUCGUGGACUAUCAGGAAAUUGGUCGGGUUCAAUGCCAACUCAGACGUCGGAAUCAGCGAAGAGCACAAAAGAUCUCCUGAGCUGGUUGCCAUGAGGAAACUCCAUGCAGCUAUUGAGAAGGCAAAGAGCAACAGCAUACUAAUGUUUUGCUCCGCUGCUGAUGACAUCAAACAACUCGGUAGGGAAUCUCUUCCUUUCAGCGCGGCGCCGGACUGCAUUUUUCGUAUUGGCGCCGCGCUAUCAAUGGGUCAAAGAGAUCCAACAUCCGAAGACGUCAAAACAAUAAGUUAUUUCUUCCCUGGAAACCAAGUAGCCGAUGCUAGGAACCCUCGAUCAUCAAAACCUGUCGAGUACCAUGACGGAUCAUCUGUCUCUACUGCCCUGGCAGCGGGUCUUGCUUCGCUGAUAAUUCAUUGCGCAAAUGUCGCAACUAUGCAUGAUAAUGAUCAAAAGCUCACCAACCUUGCUUCGCAACUUCGUAAGCACAGGAACAUGUGCAUCGCAUUUGAUAACAUCAACGAGAAGGAGUAUGCGGACAAAAAGUUCUUGCACGUCUGGAGAAUGUUUGGGGAUGCUACAACGCGCAUAAACAUCGUCAAAGGGAAAGACGAGAAAAUAUCCAAACUAAAGGAUCUCGUGACGGCUCUCUGUCAUAAGCUUGAAGACUAA
Trichoderma virens Gv29-8 is the source of this 1281-nucleotide messenger RNA. RefSeq lists its product as uncharacterized. Gene Ontology annotation, biological process: proteolysis. The annotation marks the transcript as partial. Gene Ontology annotation, molecular function: serine-type endopeptidase activity. The transcript is spliced from 3 exons. NCBI's taxonomy places the organism in Eukaryota, Fungi, Ascomycota, Sordariomycetes, Hypocreales, Hypocreaceae. The record is from RefSeq and is a predicted model, not a curated record.